This is a messenger RNA of Penicillium crustosum, 528 nucleotides long. RefSeq lists its product as uncharacterized. The transcript is spliced from 4 exons. NCBI's taxonomy places the organism in Eukaryota, Fungi, Ascomycota, Eurotiomycetes, Eurotiales, Aspergillaceae. Bases 1 to 528 code for a protein of 175 amino acids. The record is from RefSeq and is a predicted model, not a curated record.
AUGUCUUCUACCUGGUCCUCACAGCGCAGUAUACAGCUGCUGCUGCUACUCUUUACAUUUUUGUCUGUCACAUCAUUGGUAGCAGCAUCCACACCAACUUCGUUCUGCAAAUGCACCUGUUUCUCCAAUAGUACGAUCAUCCCCCUCAAUCCCGCCAAGUCUGAAACUUCCUCCGGCAUCGACCACGUCCUCCGCUUUUACGAGCACGACUCUCUUAGCUCCGAGAUUGAGCAUACCGAUGAAUACAUCAAACGAGCUCAGAAAUACCGAUCCCUGAGCUGUAAUGAUUGCAAUCGCAAGUUCUGUCUCGAUUACGAGCUACCGACCUGCAAAGGCGCCAAGGAGGAAGAUGUAUACACGACUUGCUUCCAGCGAGAUUCACGGAAAGACGAGGCGGUAGUGUUUAUUUUUAUUUUUGCUACCGGUGGACUACUGGCUUGGGCUGCCUGCAAGCCAUGGAUUGAGCGAUAUGUCGAGGCCGCACGAGAACGCAGGUCGUAUAUACCCGUUGCUGAACCCGAUCGCUAA